CUGUUGUUUUUUGUUUGUAAUUCAAUUUGCAUUAAAACAUAGUGAAUGAAUUUCACCGCCAGAAUGCCACCCAAUCAUCAGUUCAUGUUAAAUUCCCUACCCAUGGAGCCGGUAUCGCGCACCUAUCAAUAUCGCAAGAUAAUGAAACCAAUGUUGGAGCGUAAACGUCGUGCACGGAUUAACAAGUGUCUGGACGAGUUAAAGGAGUUAAUGACUGGAACACUGCAGGCGGACGGUGAAAAUGUUUCGAAAUUAGAAAAAGCCGACAUUCUCGAGCUAACCGUACGCCAUUUACAACGCUUGCGUGAGAAAAAUGCCCUCUAUGUACGACACAAUGACACAUUGAAUAUGGAAAAAUUUUGGGCUGGAUUUCAACAUUGUGCCGCCGAGGUGGCCCAGUAUUUAAAUAAAUUUGAUCAUCAGUUGGGUGGUGAUCUCAUUCAACACAUUACAAGUUAUGCACCAAAUAUAAAUGCUAUGGCCGUCAGCAGUCUGCAACCAAAUGUAGCAACACGUCUACCCUCAUCUGCCUAUUUGGCUAAUCGUGUAGUAACAGCAAAUUACCAAAGAUUACCGCUUAAUAAUAAGAAACCACUGAUUUCCAAUAUUUCACCUGCAAUUCCCAAUAGUGGUAAUAGCGAUGGUGUGAUGGUGGUUAGAGACGUUCACGAUAGUCCAAACUAUUCAACGGAACAUAUGGUGAAAAAAGAAUUAAUGGAUGAUCAUGAUCGUUCAGUGUGGAGACCAUGGUGA
Musca vetustissima is the source of this 753-nucleotide messenger RNA. RefSeq names its product enhancer of split mgamma protein-like. The transcript is spliced from 2 exons. The coding region runs from base 46 to 753 and encodes 235 amino acids. Gene Ontology annotation, cellular component: nucleus. Gene Ontology annotation, biological process: anterior/posterior pattern specification; regulation of transcription by RNA polymerase II; regulation of neurogenesis. NCBI's taxonomy places the organism in Eukaryota, Metazoa, Arthropoda, Insecta, Diptera, Muscidae. Gene Ontology annotation, molecular function: DNA-binding transcription factor activity, RNA polymerase II-specific; protein dimerization activity; RNA polymerase II cis-regulatory region sequence-specific DNA binding. The record is from RefSeq and is a predicted model, not a curated record.